Oppia nitens is the source of this 2387-nucleotide messenger RNA. RefSeq lists its product as uncharacterized. The transcript has 13 exons. The record is from RefSeq and is a predicted model, not a curated record. Bases 1 to 2364 code for a protein of 787 amino acids. Lineage: Eukaryota; Metazoa; Arthropoda; Arachnida; Sarcoptiformes; Oppiidae.
AUGACCCGUUAUAUAAGAGAUGAGUCGCUAUUUCCGGGUCUAUCAGUUUGUGGCGGAGUUUUGUUGAAUUUUCCAACUAAUGUUCAAAACUCAUCCAAUUGUCCACAGAUUCGUCCUUCGUUUGUCUUUUUGGCUCUUUAUUUGGUAACUGUGGUCUUGGGACAGUCCAGCUUCAGACCGCCGUCCAUUCCGGCCAUCUUUGCGAUAAUCCGAUAUCAGAACAGUCCGUGUAAUACAGAGUCGAAUACUCCGGGAACUUGUUUGGCACAAAACGACUGCUUGACUCGUUCGGGAACUCCGGACGGCACCUGUGCCUCAGGAUUCGCCUCCUGUUGUAAUUUCAAGUUCACGUGCGGCGGACGAACCAAAGAAAACGAAACCAUUUUUGUGAACAAUUUGUUUCCGCGAACAGACAACGGAACAAAUACAUGUCAAGUCACGAUUGAUAAACAGCCAAAUGUCUGUCAACUCAGACUCGACUUUGAGGAGUUUUCUUUGGCUCAACCCGAUGAAAACGGUCAGUGCACUACAGACUCUUUUAUGGUCAGAACAACUGUUGGCGAAAGACUUCCCAUUUUGUGCGGCGAUAACAACAAUCAACACCUUUACGUCGAUAUGGGCCGCGGAUCAGCCAAUCCAGUCGUUCUGUCCGUUGUCACGAACGGCAACAAUAUUGGCCGCAAAUGGAAAAUCAAGAUCAAUAUGAUUCCGUGCAAUAAUCUGGACAUGGCGCCGUCCGGAUGUCUUCAGUACUUCCGGUCGCCGUCGGCUGUCGUCCAGAGUUUCAAUUACGGAUUACCGAUGGAAGGAAGAGCGAGAUAUUUGUCAAACUUGAGAUACACGUCAUGCGUUAGAGUCGAAGAGAACUUUUGUUCAAUAAAAUGGGAAACUGACACUCUUUCGUCCUUCUCGUGGGGCGCACCCUUCGAAGGCAAUCUCACCUCAAGGGGCGCGAGUGGCGGACUCUGCAAUGUCGACGAUUUCAUUGGCAUCGAUCAGGGAAGUGCUGAAGGGAGCGGUCCGGGAGAAGACAGGAUUUGCGGAACAAAACUUCUUGAAGACGAUUACAUUAUUUCUCGUUCUAAGCCUUUUCAACUUAAAGUUCGUUCAAAUAGUGACCAAAAAUUAAACGCCGAAAAUGCACAGCACGGUUUUUCGCUGCGUUACGUUCAACUUCCGUGUAGAGAAGAGUCGGAAGACUCAGAAUUUUCUAUAGAUUUGUUAGCAUUUCUAAUCCAUAAAAUGGGUCCGCAAUUUGUCAUUUUGUUUGUCUUUUUGAUUCAUUGUUUGGAUCAAAGUCAAGCGACAAACGCCACGAGUCGUCAAUUCUGGCGACCCGUUUCCAACAUUUUCCAACCGAUUCGUCUGCAGAACACUCCGUGUAAUACCGAUGUGGGCGACGCCGGAACGUGUCUCUCGGAAACCGAUUGUCGGUCUCGAGGCGGAACAGGUUCGGGUCAGUGUGGACGCAGUGGUCUCACGUGUUGUACGUUUAAAUUCACGUGUUCGGGAAAGACGUCGAGCAAUGAAACGCUUUUUGUGAAUCCUUCGUAUCCAAUGGGAGAAAACGGAACCAACACUUGUCAAGUGACCAUUCAGAAUGCUCCCGACGUCUGCCAAUUGAGAUUAGAUUUAGAGGAAUUCAGUCUUUCUCCGCCCGAUGAUUACGGCAGAUGUACUAAAGACUCAUUUAUGGUCAGAACAACUGUCGGCGAAAGACUGCCAAUGCUUUGCGGUGAAAACAAAGGUCAGCACUUGUACGUAGAUAUGGGUCGCGGAUCGGGAAAUCCAGUGGUUCUUUCGGUGAUCACAAACGACAUCGACUUUUCGCGGAAAUGGAAGAUAAAGAUUUCGUUGAUUCCGUGCAAUAACUAUGUGAUGGCUCCGUCGGGUUGUCUUCAAUACUAUAGACUUCCAUCAGAUGUGAUUCGAUCUUUCAAUUACGGACUAAAAGUGGACAACAAAUCGCGGUAUUUGUCGAACUUGCGGUACACGUCUUGUAUUCGCGUCGAAGAAAACUUUUGUGCCAUAAAAUGGAUGACAGAAACGGAAAACUCGUUUUCUUGGGGCGCUUCCAAUGACCCGCUUUACAGCACCGGAAACGUCUCGUUCUCCGAUUUGGGACUGACGGGCGGUCUUUGCAAUGACGACGACUACGUUGGCAUUGAUCAGGGAUCUCAAGAAGGAAGUGGUGCCGGAGAAGACAGGUUUUGUGGCGGACGACUCUUCUACAACAAUGUAGUCAUUUCCCGAUCCAAACCAUUCCAACUGAAAGUCAGGUCAAACUCAGAUCAAACGGAAAAUGCCAGACAUUCACAAAACGGAUUCGCUUUACGUUACGUUCAAUUGCCGUGUGUUAACUGAUUUAGACAUUCAUUUAACUGAAU